Molecule: messenger RNA, 533 nt
Organism: Lycium ferocissimum
Lineage: Eukaryota; Viridiplantae; Streptophyta; Magnoliopsida; Solanales; Solanaceae
Exons: 2
Coding region: 28-372 (114 amino acids)
Biological process (GO): systemic acquired resistance
Molecular function (GO): fatty acid binding
Source: RefSeq, a predicted model, not a curated record
AACUUGUAAGAACAAAUAUUACUGAAAAUGAAGUACUUGUGCGUUGUCGGAUUUCUUGUGCUAUUUGGAAUUGCUGGAUUCAGUUCAGCUGAUGGAGCGGGUGAAUGCGGGAGAAAUUCUCCUGAUAUGGAAGCAAUGAAACUGAUUCCUUGUGCAGAAGCUGCAUCGGAUGAAGAUGCAUCCGUUUCCAGGAGCUGCUGUUUACAGAUACAGAAAAUAGGGCAGAACCCGAAAUGUCUCUGUGCUGUUAUGCUCUCAAAUACUGCUAAGAGCUCUGGAGCCAAGCCUGAAGUUGCUAUAACUAUCCCCAAGCGCUGCAACCUCGCCAAUCGUCCCGUUGGCUACAAGUGUGGACCUUACACAAUGCCUUGAAGACUGAAGACUACUUGAUGUGUUACUUGGAUCGAUGUUAUGUACUUAUGUUUGGUGGCACUACUGUGUGCUUCAGUUACUGUGCCUUAACUUAUAAUCAAUUGUCAUGUACGCUUUCUGAUUAGUAUAAUAAUAUCUGGUGUUUUCUCUUGUUCAGUGGA